AUGGCCGGGACACUCGAGUGUCACCCAUUUGAUGGUCAAUCGGCUGAAAUUGCACUGAAACCGUAUUUCGACAGAACCCUUCCAGAUGAAGAAACGUGGCUGACCCCCACAGAUCUGCAUAGGGCUCGGUUACUAAAUGGACGAGAUGUGCGACUUAUCAACGACUCAGCGAUGUAUAAUGCAAACCGAUUUGAAGGAGAUAUUAUAAACACCAAUCCCAACUAUCGAAAAGGAAGCUCGUAUGGUGAGCAUUUUCUGGUUUCCAUGCGUGGAGUUCAAAGGAAUGCUGUGCGACAGACUUAUUUGAAGUGGGCAGACGGGCGAAUUCCUUACACAAUAAGCUCGCAGUAUUCCUCAUACAGCCGAUCGAAGAUAGCUGAAGCAAUUGAGGAAUACCGAAAGAAGACUUGUAUAGAUUUUUCACCAAAAAGUGCUGCUGAUCAGGACUACAUACAUAUUGUACCGGACGAUGGUUGCUAUUCCUUGGUCGGUCGAAUAGGAGGCAAGCAACCAGUCAGCCUGGGCGAUGGCUGUAUACAGAAGGGAAUCAUCAUCCACGAACUGAUGCAUGCUGUUGGAUUUUUCCACGAGCAAAGUCGUGCUGAUCGUGAUGAUCAUGUGAUUAUCAACUGGAACAAUGUCGAAUCAGGCCUUCAAGACCAAUUUGACAAAUACUCCUUGAGCAUGGUGAACCAUCUUGAAACCGAAUAUGACUACGGAUCGGUAAUGCACUAUGCACCCACAGCAUUCAGUAAGAAUGGCAAACCAACAAUAGAACCACGGAAGAAAGGAGUAGAAAUUGGUCAACGCAUUGGCUUUAGUGAACUGGAUUUGUACAAAAUUAAUAAGUUAUAUAACUGUCCACAGUCUGAAACGAAACCAAGCACGCUACAAAAGACGAUGAUGGGCACCAAGUCAGGGGUUGAAUCGUCAAGUUUGACAUCAACAGAGGAGCCUAACAAUAGCGAAAAUGGUCAGGAAACAACCACGUCCGCAGUUACGUCAGAAAGCGAAUUGCUUCUCUUGCUCACAAAAACAUGCGCUGAC
This is a messenger RNA of Ostertagia ostertagi, 1047 nucleotides long. Lineage: Eukaryota; Metazoa; Nematoda; Chromadorea; Rhabditida; Trichostrongylidae. The record is from the annotation of a GenBank genome assembly.